AUGGCAUUUUAUAAGAAGUAUUUUCCCGAGUCUGCAAGAGAAGAGAAGGAGAUGGAACUGAUGCAGCUGAAGCAAGGUUCCCUAUCUGUGGCGGACUACACAAGCAAGUUUGAGGAACUCUGUAGGUUUUCUAGGGUAUGUCAGGGAGCCUCGGAGACUUAUGAAAGUUGGAAGUGUAUUAAAUACCAAAGGAGGCUGAAGGACAAUAUUAUGACUGUUGUGGCUCCUAUGGAGAUCCGUGUCUUCUCCGACUUGGUGAACAAGGCGAGGGUGAUUGAAGAGUAUGCCAAGACGGUAGCUUCGUCCAAGGAAACUCAUGGAGGGAAUUCUAGUCAGGGGCGUGGCAAGUUUCCUGGCCACAUUGCAAGGGAUUGCACUCGUGGGAGGAAUCAGAAUGCGGGCCAGAGUCAGCAUCAAGGUCGAGUCUUUGCUGUGAAUGCCAAGGAUGCUUCCAAGGCGGAUCCAUUGAUAAGAGGUAUUUGUUUAAUUGGUGAUAAGACUUUAAUUGCAUUGUAUGAUACUGGGGCUUCGCAUUCAUUUAUUUUAUUUGCUAAAGUCGAGGAACUAGGUUUGAAAGUAUCAGAGUUACCUUUUGACCUGCAUGUACAUACUCCGCACCAGACGGUUAUAACUAGGUCAGGGUGUAGGCAAGUAGGUUUCAAGCUUGAGGGUAGAGAUUUUGUGCAUGACUUGAUUUAUUUGCCAAUGGUUGGGUUGUAG
Molecule: messenger RNA, 720 nt
Organism: Arachis ipaensis
Lineage: Eukaryota; Viridiplantae; Streptophyta; Magnoliopsida; Fabales; Fabaceae
Source: RefSeq, a predicted model, not a curated record